AUGAGCUAUCCCGGAGCGCUACCGCCUCCUGCGGGAGUUGAGCCAAAUCUGGAGAAGCCCGUCGAUGUGCUGAGGACGGCGAAUUAUGUCACUCAGGCUCUUACGCUUGCUUUUACCAGCUUCUUUGUUGCGACCCGUUUUUACGCAAAGUACAAGGUUAUGGGAGGAGGUAUCACGAAAGAUGACAUUGCUACAUAUACUGCUUUUGUGUUGAUGGUUGGCUAUUGCAUUACUUCCAUCAUCGCUGGAAACUAUGGUGCUGGACUCAAUCAAUGGGACGUAAGUCCUGAGAAUAUGAAGAAAUUCCUCCAGUGCGGAUACGCUGCCACCCUCUUCUACGCCCCGAUGGCCCUCACCGUCAAACUCUCCCUCCUCUUCAUCACCACGCGCGUCUUCGGAUCAGUGCACAAAAAGACCAUGAUAGGUAUCAACAUCUUCAUUGGCAUGCUAGUAGCCUACUACGUAUCUGGCUUCUUCAUCAAGCUUUUCAUCUGUAAGCCUAUAAGUGCCUACUGGAACGGUCAUCUGGAGAUGUGCCUCGAUCAGAGCGCCAUUAUCACGGCAGAUGCAAUCAUCAGUGUUAUCAGUGAUCUGGCUAUUCUGUUUCUUCCAACACCACUUACGUGGUCGCUUCAGAUCUCAAGGCGAAAGCGGCUUCGUGUGACAGGCAUUCUCUGUGCUGGUGGUGUCGCCACAGGGUUCAGUAUCUACCGACUGGUUAUGAUUUUACAUGAGCGCAACUCGGGCAACCAGACCAUUGUUUUCACAAAAGUCAUUCUAUCUGGAAAUGCAGAAGCCGGAAUUGGCUUGAUAUGCGCAUGUCUCCCUUCAAUAAGCGCCCUCAUCGUACGCCGCCAUGGCUACCCAUCCAACGGAUACCCAUCCCGCGGUUUCCAAAGCUCUGGGAAAGUCGAUGGCAGCAGACACGGGGAAAUUAUGAUGACCCGGUCGUUUCAGGUUGAUACUGCGAGUAAACAGGCAGACAGCGACGCUUUUAAUUUUGGACAUGAUGAGGCUGGGCUGAUAGCUAGUGUCCAAGCUAACCCGAAGAGUGCCUAUUCAAGUAGGGCUAGGUCUUCGGGCUCGGGUUGA
This is a messenger RNA of Fusarium sp. VM40, 1092 nucleotides long. Lineage: Eukaryota; Fungi; Ascomycota; Sordariomycetes; Hypocreales; Nectriaceae. The record is from the annotation of a GenBank genome assembly.